This is a messenger RNA of Mytilinidion resinicola, 1536 nucleotides long. RefSeq lists its product as uncharacterized. The record is from RefSeq and is a predicted model, not a curated record. The transcript has a single exon. Bases 1 to 1383 code for a protein of 460 amino acids. NCBI's taxonomy places the organism in Eukaryota, Fungi, Ascomycota, Dothideomycetes, Mytilinidiales, Mytilinidiaceae.
AUGUCUUGGCGCGUAUCUAUCUUCCGACGCGUCUUCUCAAAUUCUUCUCCUCCUGCACCGUACAUCGCUAGAUUUCAUAUCAGGAGUACAAGCAUACCAGCGCUACUUUCCAAGCUCCCUAAGCACCAAAGAACGCUCAUCGCUCUCACCAUUACCGAAAACAUCACAUUCGAAAUGGCCUCCAACAACACUUCGGUCCGUAGCCGCAAAGGCACCAAGGCCCAGAAGAAGGAGGAGAAGAAGUCGGCGCAGUCUGCUCGGGCUGUCGUCGUACAGGCUAUCCAGCCUGUAUUUCCGGUAGUGGAAGCCCCGGCGACCACUACCGCAGCGGUGUCUCUUGACAUUGGUAUGGUGGAGAACGAUCCCGCAUCAAAGCAAGCCGGCUAUCCGGCCUCUGCUGCUGUUCAAUCGGCGCCUCAGGACGUCGAUAUGAUCGGUAACACCCAAGAGCAACGGCCACACAAGCCUCAGGGAUCUGUGGUUGCUGUCUCCCAGGCUGUAAGGCCUACCUUUCCGUCACAGCACCGUGGUCUGACCCGGGCUGAUACCGAAGCUGCGACAGACAUUGUACAAGAGGGCUUAGCCCCGGUCUCGUCUGGCGGAGGGGCUGCAAAGCCUACUAUUCCGAUGAUUCAUGACAAGGGCGAAUACCCGAUUGAUCUCGAAGCGGCGUAUCAGGACGUCGAUAUGGUCCCUUGCUCAAGAUGCUUAUCGAUGCAUCGAGUAAAUGCAUGCCAGGGUCUUGCAGGCGCGCGUCAUGAAUAUCAUGGCCCUGGCGCCUCGACUUUUGCCGAGGACGACGAAAUCUUAGCAAGCUGGAGGAGGCAAGGGAUAACUUUCCCUCGUCCAUCCGAAGUUCAGAAUAGAGAGCGUGCAAAGCAGGUUCCGAUUCCGGCGCAAUCCAAGCCGAAGACUAACCCCGGAAAGCCCACCCAGGCCAAACCGAACGGGAGUCCGCAGGCUCGCUCUCAGAAGAGAAAACGUGAUGACGACAGUGUUGUCGGAGACCAUCCGUUAUGGGGCAAGCUCAAGCUCUCCCGCAAAGAGCUCGAGGGUUGGGACAUUAUGAAUAUAAUAGGAAUCGGAAACCGCAUGACGGAAUCUGAUGAAAAGCGAGACUAUACUAAAUAUAUUCUAGUGCCACGCGUGAAGCUAGCCAAGAAUCUCUCACGAAAGCAGCUAAAAGCGCUCUCUUACGAGACAUUGGAAGAAGUGGAGCGUUCCCUGCCUCGCGAGGGACAAGUUGCCUGGCACAGAGAUGUCAUGGAACGAUGGCUAAGGGUUAGGGCUUCUGAAGAGAGAGGCAAAGCCCAAGCGAAGUUCAAGGGUAAAGGAAACCCGAAAGACAAAGACAAGCGUAAUGGAAGAGGCGGCAAGUCGUGAGUAAGCCGUAAGGAUACUCGCUAUUCGUCCGUACUCCCCUGUUUUCGUUGACUUUCCUGAACGUCACGUUACUGCUAACCUCUCCCUGUCUACUUUCCUAGAUUCCUAGAUGAAGGAGUAAACCUUGUUAACAAAUCUGGCUCGAUCCUGCAU